AUGGAACGCGACGCACAGGGUGAGGCGCGAGGCAGUGACGGGGGGGAAACGGGUGUGGCGGUGCUGCACGGAUGUCCCGCGGCAGGCGGAGGGGUCUCAGCAGGGCGCGUGGGUAGCGAGGAAGCAGACGAACCCACGACGGCAGCUCCAGCAGCACUAGCACCCGCAUCUCCGUUUCCAGAAGCAGCAGCAGCAGCAGCAGCAGUACCAUCGGCAGCAGCAGCGGCAGCAUGUGAGGCAGCAGGCGGGGCGGUGGUUGUGCGGUUGCUGCAGCGUCUGUACCCCGGCAUUGCGCCCCUCGCCCACGUGCUCCGCCACCCACCUCUCGUUCAGGGGGGGCACGCACCCACGCCGACAGGCGGGGCAGAGCGCGGAGCACAAUGGGGAGAAGGGGAGGAGAGAGCAGGAGUAGGGGUUGGGGACGAGGGCGGGGGAGGAUGUGUGGAGGCGUGCGAGGGCGAGUGUGAACGCAUGGGAGUAGAUAGGAUGAGAGCAGGAGUAGGUGUGACGCGGGCGCAGCAGGGGGGCACGGACAGUGCCAUCAACAAUGUGGCGGAGGGUGAUGGGGGGAGAGAUAGGAUGAGAGCGAGGGGGGGUUGGGCGGCGGGAAGGGCGGAGAGGGAUGAGGCGGUGCAGUGGGUGGUGCGGGAGGCCCUGGUGUGGAUGCCCCACGAGCACUGCACUGCACUCCUUGCCCUGCUGCAGGGGGGAAUGGAGGGGAGGGCGCAUGAGCAGGCAGGUGGUGGCGGCGAGGAUGGCGAGCAGGGAGGGCGUGGUGGCAUGCGAUGGACACAAGAGGAGGUGCGCUCACAUGUGCUGCCUGCCAUGCAUGUAGUGACACGCGUUGUGCUGCGCCACUUCAGGCGCUCUGCUGCCCUCCCUGAAGGUGCGGGCGGGCGUGGAUCGGCGGGCUUGGCAGCAAGGCAGGGCGCAGGGGCAACUGGGAGGGGCAGGGCGGGCAGGCAUGGGCGGCGCCAUGGGGCGGAUGAGCUCGCUCCCCGUGGAAACGUGCUGGCAGCGGGAUUCAGACGGGUGAGGGGAGGCCUUUUGGUCAACCACAUUAGCACCCAUUCCCUCUCGCCCAUUGCAAACAACACCCUCUCCCAUCCCUCCUCCUCCUCCAACCCACCCAAGUCCACGCCCAAUGCACUCACCACUCUGCCAGCUGCUGCGUCCCCCCUGUCCGCGCCUCUCCCGCUCAACACGGCGUGGGCCGUCGUCACGUCGCCCCCCUGGCAGCACCUGCUUAACAAGCAACACUCCCUCUUGCCGCCUCAUUCACCCACUCCUCCACCCUCUCCUCCCGCUUCUUUAAAUCCUUUGCUUCUGUGCAUCUCUUCUCCCCGGGAUCACACCCACAUCGCCCGCGUGCAGGUGGGCGUGCCAGCAAUGGCCCAUCUGCUCUCGCAUGCAUCCAUCUUCGUGCCACUUGGAGCCUCCUCAUUCGUCCAGGUGGCAGGCCCUCCUGUCUCCAGCCAUGCACUGCAAUCGCGCUGCUCUACCUUAGUCCGCUUGCUCCCACCUGCGUCGUCCCACUUCUCAAGCUGCUCCCCUGCGCUUGCCACCGCGCACAGCCAGGCGUCAGCAUGCAUGGUGGCGCGCACGCGCCGCGCGGUGCCACGCAAGGCAGCAGGCGGUGGAGAGGGGCCUCGCUGCGGUGCUGCGCUGGGUGUGGUGCCGCUGCAGGGGAGAGGCGGGAGAGGUGCUGCGCAGAGAAAGGACGGCGGCAGGGGUGUGGGUGUGUGGAGUGCAGAACAGGGUCGGGCGGAUAUGGCGACGGACAGGGAGGUUGCGAGGAGCGCGGGAGCAGACACGGUGGAAGGGUGUGGAGAGGAGGAACGGGUGCAGGUGGGGCAGAGGACAGGGGAAGAUGCGUCAGUUGGAGGAAGGGGAGAUGGUGAAGGCGGUGGGGAGGAGUGCAGAGGAGAGGGGAACGGGCAGGCAGAGCAAGGUGCGGGUGAGGGGAUCUGUGGAUGGUUCAGGCACGUGGCUGGGGCAGGAGGGGACGAGAGAGACACGCAGGCAGCAAAAGCGGGCGGUGGUGGAGAGGGGCAGGUGGGAGAUGGCUUAGCGCAUGGGGUUGACAUGGGUGCAGAGAAGAAGAGAAAGAAGGGGAAGAGAGGGAAGAGGGGUGGACGGAGGGGCCAAGUGAUGGAAGGCGCGGCCCAUAGGGAAGGAGAGAAGGGGCAGGCGAGGAUGUGGGGGAGGAGGUGGAGACAGCAGAGGAGAGUGGGUCAUGUGGAUGGAGGUGUGGUGGAGCAGGAUAAGCUACAGCGGAAGGCAGGCUGCCACGUGGCAGGUGAAAUGCGUGGGGUGGCUGACACACAAGAAGAGGGGGAUGCGGGCAAGCGAGGGAGCAGUGGCGGUGAGGGUAAUGAGGAGGUGGGUGCGGAUGUGGAUGGGACAGCUCGCAAGUGUCCUUCCCAGCAUCACCGCCACCACAUGUCUCCUUCGUCACCACCACCCGUGCUGUCUGCACCAAAGAGCACCUCCCUGCUGGCAGGCGUGCAGCAGCAGCUGGUGCCGCGCUCGUCACUCUUCUACUGCGCCACCUUUGGUCGGCACCCAGGCCUGCCCAAGACACACAUUCUCAACCGUGUGCCCGUCAGCAGGGAGGGAGCGAAGCAGCUGUACCAGCACGUCUUCCAGCAGCCCCUGCACAGCGCUGUACCUGCCACCCCACCACAGCCGCAGGCAGCACGUGGGCUCACUCACCUGCUCAACGCCCCCCCCUCGCCUGCUCUUCUCGACCUGCUGCACUCCAUGCUCCGCCGUGCGCGUGCAUGCAACUUCUCUCGCCUGCUCGCCAAGCACUGCCCUCUCCCUGCCGCCCCUCCAGCGCCACUUGCUGCUGCCGUGCCUGUACAGGCCGCUGCUGCGGGCGCUUCUGCUGCCGGGGCAGCGUGCAGUGCUGCUGGUGGUCAAGGCAGUGCGUGUGAGGUGGCAGCCUCGGAUGUUGGGGCUGAGCCACUGGUGUCUGUUGCUGCUGAACCUGUACCAGCAUGCAGCGCUGCCAGUGAAGCGCCUUGCAAUGCUGCUGUGUCCACCAGUGACGCCACUGCACCUGCGCAUGCCAUGCUGCCAGCAGCAAUGGACGUGGAUGGCUGCCCACCCGCCAUGCAUGCUCGUGCUGCACCUGUGCACGCUCCAUCCACAGUGCCACCUACACCACAUGCUCUAGCGCCUGCGGCUGGUUCCGCGGUGGAAGGUGAAGCUGCUGCCAUGCCAGCUGUGGAUGCUGCUGCGCCCCUUGACUUUGGCUUCACCCCACCUUCACGCAAGCACGCACCCCGUGGGACGUUAGGUUCAGGCAGGAGGAGAAGAGCAGGGUGUGGGAAUGCAAGUGGGCAGGGCGUGUUGAGGGAGGUGCCUGUGGAGGUGCUGGUGCAGGCCACGAGCAGGCAGCAGCAGGUGGCCAACUUCGUGUGGGCCGUUCUCCAGAGCAUUGUGCCAUGUCAGCUGCUGCCGCACGGGCGAGAGGAGCGCGCACUAGCAUUGAAGGGUGGGGCGGGGAGGGGAGGAGAACUGGAUGAGGGGAGAAGAAGGGAAGCGAUUGCUGCAGGAGCAGUUGCAGCAAGCAGGCGAGGAGGGCGAGGGGUGGGCGGGCAAGUUGCCGCCAAGGCUGCAGGCAAGCAUGGCAAGGGUGGGAGGAGGCCAUGCAUGCUGUCCUGCCAAUGCUCACCUUCCUUGUGCGUUGUGUGCAGGUACCUUGCGCUGGAGCGCCUUUCCUCCAGCACUUUCCACAAGCUCACACCUGCUGCUGCCAGGCGCCUGCUCCUCCCCUCGCAUCGCACCACCGCCCCCUCCCACCACGUUGCUGCACCCAACCAAGGCAGCAGCUUCAAGGGCGGUGAGGCAGGGGGCGAGGAGGGGGAGGGGCGGGCGCUGGGCGUAGCAAAGGUGCGGUUUGUGCCCAAGGCGCAGUCGGUGCGCCCCAUUGUGAACCUCGCUGCCUGCACUCACGUGUCCCUCGCUACCAGGGGGCGGCCGCGCAAGAGAGCGAGAGCAGCGGGGCGGGAUGGGAAGGGCCCAGGUGCAUGGGAAGAGGAAACGGGUGGGGAGGAGGCGGGCGGAAUGCAAUUGAGUGCAGAGCUGGGUGCGCAGUUCCGGUCGGCCUUUGGCAUGUUUGCUCCCUCCGGAGGUGGGGGGGGGAGAGAAGGCGGUGGGUGUGGUGUGGGGCAGGGGGCUGGGGAAGGUGGGGAUAGGGAGGGCGAUGAAGAGGAUGAGGGGCAUGCGGUGACACGUGGCACGGAAGGGGCACGUGGCGGUGCUGCUGAACACUCAGUGAAGGGGAGAGGCGUGGAUAGACAGGGUGGUUAUGACUUGCGUGAUGAGCACGGAGGGCAUGAGCACGGAGGGCACGAGCAUGGAGGGCAUGAGCACGGAGGGCAUGAGCAGACGCAGCAGUGGAAGGGAGAGGGGCAGUUGUGUACGACGGCCAUUGGCAGUGAUGAGGGAGUGAGGGAGGCGGUGAGUGAGAGAGAGGGGGAGAGACAGGAGCAAGACAGGGACUCUGUGGAUGGACGGUUGGCAGUAAGGCGUGACGUGAGUGUUGAGGUAACGUGGGGAAUGUGGUCGGGGGAGGCAUCAGUUGGGAACACCGAGCCUCUAGAUGCAUCGCUCCCACCACCAUCACCAUCACAGCCACCAUCACCAUUAUCGCAACCACCAUCACCAUUAUCGCAACCACCCUCACCAUUAUCGCAACCACCAUCACUAUUAUCGCAACCACCAUCACUAUUAUCGCAACCACCAUCACUAUUAUCGCAACCACCAUCACUAUUAUCGCAACCACCAUCACCAUCAUCCCCACCAACCCCUACUAACCAGGCAGCAGGCAUUGAGAGCACAUGGCAAGCAGCAGGUGGAGGCAGCACAUUCAUAGUGGGAAGCAGUGGUGCGGUGCCAGUCGCAGGGGUGGCAGUGGCUGCUAUGAGCAGCGGGGGUGCAAUGGCGGCUAUGAGCAUAUGCACACAGCAGCCUAGUUGCGAUAGGCACAUGGCCGCUGCUGCUGAUUCGGCUAAAACCUGGAAGGGCAGGGAGAACGAGAUCGAUUGUGCCACUGCUGCUUCCAGUGGCUCCUGUGCUGCGCCACCCGCUGCUGCUCUUUCUGGUGACCGGGAGGUUAAGAGCAGUGGGGAGGUGAAGGAGGGCAGUAAUGUUGAGCGCCCGGCCAACACUGUGGCAGAUGGAGCAAGGCGGGAAGGCAGGUGUGCACUGGGGCACAUGACCGCAGCUCAGUGCACGUGCCGUGCUCUCGUCCCCAGCAUUGCUGAAGCACGAGGGGGUGGAUGGGAGGCAGGGGUCCCGAAGCCGCCCUGCCUGCACUGCUUCACGAUGCGCCCCAGUGGGCCGCUUGAAGCAGCCCACUUCUGGGAGCUCACCCGCAUGAGCAAGAGAAGGCGAACGGUGGGGCGCGACAGUGACAGGCAGGCGGCACCUUGCAGCGAUGAUGCUGGCAGGGCAGGGACGUUUGGAUUGCGACGACAGGGGGGGAGUCGGAGUGGUGGCUGGACGGAAAGAGGAGGGGAAGGAGACGGGGGCUCCUCUGCUUCCAAGGCCUUGAGCGCCCCUGCACGGCCGGUGGCCCAGGUGGCCCAGGUGGUCCAGGUGGGUCAGCAGCAGAGGGAUCUCUGCGGAGCAGUCCCAGGGGCCGGUGAAGAGGAGGACGUUGGGCAAGUGGCUGUUGGGGGUGGCGCUGUGGGCGGCACCCCAUGUGCCACUCAGCACGUGGCGGGCAUGUCAGGAGCUGUGCGCACACGGCCGUACAGCUUCAAGGCAAAGCCAUUCCAGACAUCCCCGCUUGUGCUCAAUACGGCCAUGCCUCCAGCCCCUCGCACAGCAACUCCUGCCACCCAUGCUCACAUGCCAGGGGCUGCUGCUGACGUGCCGGCACCCCCCACUCUUCCGCUGCCGGAUCGCCCGCCUCUCUGCCCUCCGCUGCCAGAGACUCGGCAGGCGGCGGUGCAGCAGGCUGGGAAGGCAGGGGAGCAGGAAGACGGCAGGUGGAGACCGGUUGAGGCAAAGAGGAGGCGGCAGGUGGUGCGGUUUGGGCCAAUCAACAGCGCUCUGAGGAGCAUCCACCGGUGCCUGCAGGUGGAGAGCAGGCGCGGGUGUGGCGGGGGGCACCAUGGCAGUAGAGCUAAAGCUGCAUGCCGGCAUGGCGCUGAGGCACAUGGUGGCGCUGAUGGCAUGGCCUGUGAGGGGCUUGUGGAUGCAGUGACUCCAGACGAAGGUGGUGCCACUGGUUACAACAGGGCGAUGCAGGGGAGGGGGGAUGGGGCGAUGGACGAGCAGAGGAAACAAGCUCAGGUGGGGGAUGAGCAGUGGCGUGGGGAAGAAGAACGGCAAGGCGAGGUGGCGAUAGGGGAGGGAGCGGAUAGCAGGGAGGAGGGAAGCAGAAAGAGGAGGAAGGAGAGUGGGUGCAUGGGCAGAGGAAAGAGGAACCGUGGGGGUGGCGAUGAUGGUGCUGCGAGUGGUAUGGGGGUAGGGAGGAACAUUGACCAGGUGGUGGGUAAAGGGAAGGAGGAGGGUAAGGAGAGGAGCAGGGAGGACAAUCAACUUGGAGGGCAGGGGAGAGGAGGGGGGGGUGCGGGCGACAAGGUGGGAAAUGGGGUGAUAGGGUGCAAAGGGGAGGCGAGGCAGUGCAGGGAGGGCAGGCUGGGAGCAUCUGUGUUUGGGUACAGUGAUGCGUAUGGGCGCUACCGUGCCUUUGUGCUCCACUUGAGAGCGCUCCUGCCUGCCACGCCCUGCCCUGCCACGCCCCACAAUGCCUGCUGCACCCCGGCGCAGCAACAGGAGGAGGGGGAGGAGGGGGCGUGCGAGGAGAAGCAGCAACAGCAACGCUUUAAUCAGCAGCAGUGUGACUGGUGGCGUGAGAGGGCGACACGUGUACCCCCUGUGUACAUGGCAGUGUGUGACGUGGCUCAAGCAUAUGACACGAUCCCGCACGCAAAGCUCUUGGACGUCAUGCAGGAGUUUGUUGAGACGCCAGCCUUCAUGGUGCGGCACUUCUCUGCCAUCGCGCCACGAGCCAAUGGGCUCAUCACGCCCAGGUCCAACCGAGCAGCCGUGCCCAUGGCCAUGGCGCCUGAACAUGCAUGUGCUGCACAGGGACCUGCCACUGCUGGAUGUGCUGCCGUGGCAGUAGCAGCAGCUGAUCAGGUGCAAGGGGCAGCUGCAGCACAGGAGGCUGUCGAAGCAGUGUCUCAUUCCAAUGCGCUACCGCUCACAGGCAGCCACAGUGCAGCGGCAGAGCCAACAGCAGCAACACGGGGAACAGCAGUGUCAUCAGCGACAGCAGCAGCAGUGGUGGCUGCGAGGCCGUGGCAGCAGCUGCAGGCAUGUGUGCCAUGGUGGAUUCUGCAGGCGGGUCAAUCAGGGGCUUGCAUUGUGGAGGAUAAGGGCCUGACCUCCCUGUGGCGUCGCGAAGACAUUCUGCAGCUGCUGCGGCGCCACAUCAGCUGCCACGUCAUCAGGGCCGGGCGGCAGUUUUUUGUGCAGCGAACGGGAAUCCCCCAGGGCUCUGUGCUGUCUGCGCUGCUGUGCUCCCUCUUCUACGCACACCUGGACCGCCACGUGCUCCUCCCCUCUCUUGCCCUCGCCUCUCCCACGCCACGGGAGGAUGGGCAGGGGAGGAUUGCAGGACAGGGCGGCGAGUCCGAAGGAAACAGGGGGGUUGGGGGCGAGGAAGGAGGGGGUGAAGAGGGAGAGUGUGGGAGGCGCAAGGAGAGAGAGCAGAGAGGGGAGUCAGUAAGGGUGAAGGAAGGGAUGCUUGGAGCAGGGGAGAAGGAAAGAGUGGCUGGUGGGAGCGAUGCCGAGUUGAUGCAUCCACACGAAGAUAACAACCCCCAACAGCGGCAGGAGCAGCAGCAGCAGGAGCAGCAGCAGCAGCAGCAGGAGAAGCACCAGGAUAACUGCCCCCAUUUGCCGCAUGACUCACCUCCCUCUCCCCUGGGCGGCCACUCGCUGCUGCUGCGGCUCAUAGACGACUCUCUCUUCAUCUCCACCUCGCAACCCCACGUCGCUGCCUAUGUGGCUGCCAUGCACAGGGGCUUCCCAGAGUACGGCUGCCAGGCCAACCAGAGCAAGACAGCUGUCAGCUUCCCUCUGGUGCUCGGGACGGGAAACAGAGAGACAGGUGGAAGUGUGGCUGGUGGGGGCAUGGAUGGAUGCGGACGGGAGGACGGUGAGUGGGUGGCGAGGGAUGGAGGAAUGCGGGUGGAGAGUGGCGGUGCGUGCAUGGAGCAGCAGGGCGAGGAGGGCAGAGAGGCAAUGGAGGUUGGGGCAGACAAGAGGAUGGCGAAUGGAGGGGAGCGAGAGGGAGGAGAAGGGCAGAGCGGCGAGCGGACAUUUCAGGAGCGGGUGUAUGAGGAGGAGGCGGGGGAUGUUGGGGAGAUGGCGCAGGGCUGGGAGCCAUGUAGCCUGGAAUUACUGGGGGCUGUCACCACGCCCAGGGAGGCACAUGCGUGCAGCAGUGGCAUGUGGGCAUCAGCAGGGGGGGGCGUGGUGCAGCAGAAGCGGCGGUUCAUGCGGUGGGCGGGGCUGCUGGUGAACUGCAGCACGCUGGAGGUGCAGGCCGACUACACCAGGUACUGGGGCACGGACAUGGCCACAUCAGUAACAGUGAGUUUCUGUGACCCCCCCGCUGUGGCGGUGCCCUUGAAGCUGCGCCAGUUCCUGCGCCCCAAGCGCAGUGCUCUGCUGCUGGACCCCGCCAUCAACAGCCCCUCCACGCUGCUCGUCAACGCCUACCAGGCGCUGCGCCUCGCCGCCAUCAAGCUCACCGCCUACUGCCGUGCCCGCCGCCUCUCCCCCGCUGCUGCCUGCACGCCGCACUCUCGCUGCCUGCCUCGCACGGCUCGUGCUGGUGCCAGGCACGGCAAGGGACAGAGCUCAGGCAGGGAGGAGAAGCCAUGGAAGCAGAAGAGGGGUGGGGGCUCUCUUGCUGCGCGAGGUCCAUGUGUGUGCCGUGUACAGGCCCAGUUCUUCACCCGUGCAAUCAUCUCCGCUAUCAACUACUAUGCAGGGCUCAUACGAUCGCGGCUGGCGGAAGCGUCCAGGGAGGUGGGAGAACCCAUCCCAUGCAUAUUCACCGCCGGCAUUGUCACCUUCUUGGGCCUCUCCGCGUUCACCACGGUUCUCAAUGCAAAGCGCGGUGUAUGGAAGGGCGUGGUUGUGAGGCUGCAAGAGCGGCUGCACUGCAGGGAGAUGGCAGCAGUGGGGGAUAACCCCGUGGUCAAGCAGGCCUUGCAUCCCAGCAGACACUCAGUCUUUCAACAGAUCUGUUUUUAG
Closterium sp. Naga37s-1 is the source of this 9294-nucleotide messenger RNA. NCBI's taxonomy places the organism in Eukaryota, Viridiplantae, Streptophyta, Zygnematophyceae, Desmidiales, Closteriaceae. The record is from the annotation of a GenBank genome assembly.